Messenger RNA from Populus nigra (black poplar), 3363 nucleotides. Its product is annotated as potassium transporter 11-like. Gene Ontology annotation, molecular function: potassium ion transmembrane transporter activity. The transcript is spliced from 8 exons. The coding region runs from base 907 to 3303 and encodes 798 amino acids. NCBI's taxonomy places the organism in Eukaryota, Viridiplantae, Streptophyta, Magnoliopsida, Malpighiales, Salicaceae. Gene Ontology annotation, cellular component: membrane. The record is from RefSeq and is a predicted model, not a curated record. Gene Ontology annotation, biological process: potassium ion transmembrane transport.
AAAGGUCAUAGGGUCAUAGCCAAUCUUCUCAAUACAGACAGAAAAGGAUAAAAGCUCUUGCUUAUGCAGCAAAAACUCUCCUAUUCGACUUCUUUCUUUACAGUCCAGAAUGGCACCAAAAUAUUUAUUUUCUCUCUCUGCGUUUAGUGAAUAAGCUAACGGCAAAAAAAAAACAAAAAGACAUUGACAACUGCAUCUAAAACACUUCUUCCUUGGCUCUCUUUUUUCUGUCUUGUUACAGAAUCCCUUCGUCUCCAUCUCUCCGCCUCUAUACCUCAAAACCCGACUUGGGUUUGCCAGUCUCUGGUUUUCACUUCAUGGGUUUAUGGUAGAUUUUUAUUACAGGUUUUCUUGGUUCCUGUGGCUGAGAUUGAAGUGACCCCACUUGAAAUUUAAAGUGACAAAGCUAAGAAAUUUAUCUCUGCUUUCAUCACUUCUUUUGUUUUAUGAGAUGUUUUUGAGCUGCUCUGUCCUGAAUUGAGUGUCUCUGUUUCGUUGGAUAAUUGGAUUUUGCUUCAUUCACAGCUCUCUUUCGUUCUAAAGUCUGUAGUCUUGUGUUCUUUUCAACUUCUUGAUGGAUGUCGAUUUCACAGCUUAACUUUGGUUUUGAAUAAAUCAAGUAAACAUUAAUUGUUUAUUUUAUACCGAGUUACUUUUCUUUUCUUUUUUUCUCUAUAGUUUAGUGGUGAGUUUUAAUUCUUUAUUGGAUUUGGGAUGGAUUUCAAGUAAAGAGUGGAUUUUUAAACUUGUGUUUCAAUUUUCUUCUUUAAAAAAAUCAUAUUGGUUCUGUUUUUUGAGAUUUGGAAUCUUGGUGCUGGCUGGAGAUUCUUUUGUGGACUUUAUGGUUUUUAGUAGAGAGAGAGAAAGAUAGAGUUUGGAUUGUUUGGUGAAAGAUAGAGAAUUCAUAUGGAAUUGAGUAUGGGAAUGACUUCAAGAGUGGAGGUUGAGGAAGACAGUGACAACAAUAAAGGAAGUAUGUGGGAUUUGGAUCAGAAACUUGAUCAACCCAUGGACGAGGAAGCUGGAAGGCUCAGAAAUACGUACAGAGAAAAGAAAUUCUCAGCGCUUUUGCUUCUACGGCUUGCCUUCCAGAGUCUUGGAGUGGUUUAUGGUGACUUGGGCACUUCUCCCUUGUACGUGUUCUACAAUACAUUCCCUCAUGGAAUCAAAGAUUCAGAGGAUGUGAUUGGAGCUCUUUCAUUGAUCAUAUACUCGCUCACUCUUAUCCCACUCCUUAAGUAUGUCUUCAUUGUGUGUAGAGCAAAUGACAAUGGUCAAGGUGGAACAUUCGCUCUAUAUUCAUUACUUUGUCGGCAUGCUAACGUAAGAACUAUUCCAAAUCAACAUCGGACAGAUGAAGAGCUUACAACAUACAGCCGUUCCACUUUCCAUGAACAAUCUUUUGCUGCUAAAACUAAGCGAUGGUUGGAGAGAUAUGCAUUCCGAAAGAAUGCGCUUCUUAUUCUUGUCCUUGUUGGCACUUGUAUGGUGAUUGGGGAUGGGAUUCUCACUCCAGCAAUAUCUGUUCUUUCAGCUUCUGGCGGGAUCAAGGUAAACCACCCCAAACUGAGUAGUGAUGUAGUCACAGUUGUUGCUGUUGUAAUAUUGGUGGGUUUGUUUAGCAUGCAACACUAUGGGACGGAUAAAGUAGGCUGGCUCUUUGCCCCAAUCGUGCUGCUUUGGUUUCUGUUAAUUGGGGGUAUCGGCCUGUUCAACAUCUGGAAAUAUGAUACUGGUGUUCUGAAAGCCUUUUCACCUGUAUAUAUUUACCGGUAUUUUAGAAGGGGAGGUAGAGAUGGUUGGACCUCCCUUGGAGGGAUUAUGCUCAGUAUAACCGGUAUAGAGGCACUUUUUGCUGACCUAGCCCAUUUUCCGGUUUUAGCUGUACAGAUUGCUUUUACAGUAGUUGUUUUUCCUUGCCUUCUUUUAGCAUAUUCUGGACAAGCUGCUUAUCUUAUGCAAAACAAGGAACACGUUGUUGAUGCAUUCUAUCGUUCUAUACCAGAAAGUAUAUAUUGGCCAGUGUUCAUUGUUGCAACUGCAGCUGCUGUGGUCGCAAGUCAGGCUACCAUAUCCGCAACUUUUUCAAUAAUCAAGCAAGCCCUUGCACUUGGAUGCUUCCCAAGAGUCAAAGUUGUACAUACAUCAAAAAAGUUCUUGGGUCAGAUAUAUAUUCCAGAUAUGAAUUGGAUCCUUAUGAUUCUUUGCAUCUGUGUCACUGCUGGUUUCCAGAACCAAAGUCAAAUUGGUAAUGCUUAUGGGACAGCAGUUGUGAUAGUCAUGCUGGUAACCACUUUGCUAAUGAUUCUAGUCAUGUUAUUGGUAUGGCGCUGCCAUUGGAUUCUUGUCAUGCUCUUCACUGGCUUAUCACUGGUAGUAGAAUGCACCUACUUCUCUGCUGUACUCUUCAAGGUUGAUCAAGGUGGGUGGGUUCCCCUUGUGAUUGCAGCGGCCUUUCUUGUCAUCAUGUAUGUUUGGCAUUAUGGUACAUUGAAACGCUACGAGUUUGAGAUGCACAGUAAGGUUUCCAUGGCAUGGAUUGUAGGGCUUGGCCCCAGUUUAGGACUGGUGAGAGUCCCCGGGAUAGGACUUGUGUACACCGAGCUUGCAAGUGGGGUCCCCCACAUCUUUUCUCACUUCAUCACAAAUCUACCUGCCAUACAUUCUGUAGUUGUUUUUGUCUGUGUGAAGUACCUCCCUGUCUACACGGUCCCUGAAGAAGAGAGAUUUCUUGUCAAGCGAAUUGGACCAAAGAAUUUUCACAUGUUCCGUUGUGUUGCAAGGUAUGGAUAUAAAGACCUUCACAAGAAAGAUGAAGAUUUUGAGAAAAAACUUUUUGAUAGCCUCUUCUUGUUUGUUCGGCUCGAGUCUAUGAUGGAGGGAUGUUCAGACUCAGACGAGUAUAGUCUAUAUGGUCAGCAAACUGAGCGGUCAAGAGAAGCCCUUAUUAAUAAUAAUGGAAAUAUAACCUCAUCAUUUGCAGAUCCCACUAUUUCAUCCAUUGACUCGAUCGUGCAGAUCAAGUCUCCAUCACAUGCAAAUUUUACCGUUCGGUCGUCUGGUCAAACAAGCAGCCAGACUGAGGUUGACGAGAGAGAAUUUUUGAAUAAUUGCAGGGAUGCUGGGGUGGUGCACAUAAUGGGGAAUACAGUGGUGAGAGCUAGGAGGGAUUCAAGAUUCUACAAGAAGAUAGCUGUUGAUUACAUAUAUGCAUUUCUGAGGAAAAUUUGUAGGGAAAACAGUGUCAUUUUUAAUGUUCCUCAUGAGAGUCUCUUGAAUGUCGGACAGAUAUUUUAUGUAUAAAUAUUUUUUUCUUGUAAAACAGUAAUAAGAUCAAGUAUGCCGUCUCGUUUUUUGAAGGAA